Anopheles marshallii is the source of this 1116-nucleotide messenger RNA. RefSeq names its product heparan sulfate glucosamine 3-O-sulfotransferase 6 (gene Hs3st-B). The transcript is spliced from 2 exons. The record is from RefSeq and is a predicted model, not a curated record. Gene Ontology annotation, molecular function: [heparan sulfate]-glucosamine 3-sulfotransferase activity. The coding region runs from base 1 to 1116 and encodes 371 amino acids. NCBI's taxonomy places the organism in Eukaryota, Metazoa, Arthropoda, Insecta, Diptera, Culicidae.
AUGCAGCACAAACAACUCAACCGCACGAUCGCAAUAACGACCGGUUUAAUUAUGUGCGCCGUAUACGUACUGUACACUUUUCACGCCUGCUUGUUGUCCGGGAUCAAUCGCAGUUUAAAGCAGACAGCUGCUGUCACGAUAGGAUCUACGGUAUCUGUAACCACAAAUUCGCCUACGCCACUUCCACACGUUCGCAUCCUGGGUUCCAUUGUACGCAUCGUGCCGCUGGUAGAUGACGAUGCGGUCAAACAGACGGCAACGACGUUACACCUAUUGUCACCAAACACGACCGACGGUUCGCCUAAGUAUCGCUUUCUGCGCCAGCAAGGACUACGACCAUCACGCCAUCUACCGGACGCGCUCAUCAUCGGAGUCAAGAAGAGCGGAACACGGGCCCUGCUAGAGUUUGUGCGGCUACACCCGGACGUACGUGCGGCCGGUUGCGAGGUCCACUUCUUUGACCGGCACUACACGAAAGGGUUGGCCUGGUACCGUCACCACAUGCCGCCAACAAUCGAGGGCCAGAUCACAAUGGAAAAGACACCCAGCUACUUCAUAACGCGUGAAGCACCGCGCCGGGUACGGCACAUGAACCCGUCGACCAAGCUGCUAGUGGUGGUACGCGAUCCGGUCACCCGUGCCAUCUCUGACUACACGCAGGCGAAGAGCAAGAAGCGCGACAUGAAGCGCUUCGAGGAGCUGGCCUUUACGAAUGGGUCGGCCGGAGGCGUAGUCGACACCAGCUGGGGACCGGUCCGAAUCGGUGUUUACGCGAAGUACCUGGAACGAUGGCUGGAGUGCUUUCCGCUGUCACAGCUGCUGUUCGUGAGCGGUGAACGGUUGAUCGCCGACCCAGCGGUAGAGAUCGGCCGCGUGCAGGAUUUUCUGGGGCUGAAGCGCGUGGUCAACGAAAAACAUUUCUACUUCAACUCGACAAAGGGUUUCCCCUGCCUGCUCAAGUCGGAGGAACGCUCCAGCCCGCACUGUCUCGGCAAGACGAAAGGGCGCAACCAUCCGCGAAUCGACAGUGGCGCGCUGGACCGCCUGCGGGAGUUCUAUCGGCCGUUCAACCAGAAGUUUUACCACCUCACUGGCAUCAAUUUCGGCUGGCCAUAG